Molecule: messenger RNA, 3994 nt
Organism: Papilio polytes (common Mormon)
Lineage: Eukaryota; Metazoa; Arthropoda; Insecta; Lepidoptera; Papilionidae
Exons: 18
Coding region: 1-3978 (1325 amino acids)
Biological process (GO): glucosylceramide catabolic process
Molecular function (GO): glucosylceramidase activity
Source: RefSeq, a predicted model, not a curated record
AUGGAGAACAGGAAACAGCAAUUAAAACAUCAACCUCUUCUUCAACCUGAAGUAGGUCUUGCAUCUUCUGUAUUGGAAACUAUACAGAAGGCAACAGACGAAGAAUAUCAAGAAGCUUUAGAGAGAGAGGCUUCUAGAAGUCUUGUUGAAAUUGAACCAGGUUUUCUUGAUUCUGAACCGGAAAAUUCGAGAAAUUCUGUAACAAUAUUGCUUAGUCCUAGAGAAGAUUUUUUUGACACAGAUGAUGCUAUGCCAGAAGGGUCACAUGAAAAUUCCAAAGAUGUUCUAAUUGAAGAAAUGCAGCGACGUCUAGAUGACUGUCUCAAAUCGGCAAGGAGAGCACAAGACGAAGCCAAUAAAAACACUGAUACUGAGCUGAAAGAUACAAAAGAUAGCUUUGAAUAUGACAGCAAAGAAGCAGAUGAUGAAAGUGAUAUGGAAGACUCUAUUGCUGAAACGAGUGAUAAUAUAAAUGAACAGAUAUCUCAUGAAGAAGGUGAUAGCAUAACAGAUAAGUCAAUAAAAUCAAAACUACAAGACACGGACCCCAAAAUGUAUCUACCCGUGAAUGAAAAAGGUUCUACAAAUAAGGAGUUAAGUAACUUCGAUUUAAAUCCAGAAGGUGACCAGAAUAAGGAUGUAACGAUUAUUCCUCAACCGACAAAUGAAAAAGAUGUUACAAUUCAGUAUUUACAAAAUCUAUCAGACUCUCUUUUACAACAGGAAAAUAAAUUAAAAGCUAAAACCAUAUCUAGCGAAGACGAAACAAAUUUUAAGGACAAUGAAAACCAAGAUUAUGAACCCUCUAAUGAUUUAAAAAAUGAGGAUAAAAGUGCAUCUUCAGAACUAGACCCUACAGAAACAGAAGAAAACCAAACAUCUGAAGACGACGAUCCAAUCAGCAAUGAAACAAAUUUCAAAAACUAUAAAAAAAACAACGAUCCAGAAAGUACCAAAUACACAUAUGACAAAAUAGACAAUGAUAAUGAUGACCUUAACAGUGAUACCACACUUCCAAAAGAUUCAGAAACAAACGAAAUGUCAUCCCAAGCAAGUAAUUCCAAAUAUAAUGCCAUUGUUGCGCCAUUAAGUGAUAAAUUAAAAGGUCCUACAUUGAAAGACACUUUUAGCCUAUUCAAAACACCAAUACAAAUACCUAGUCUUGAAGAAAUAAGACAGGGUAUAUCAGAAAUUAUAGACGCAGGACAAAAGGAAUCUGAAGAUUAUCAAACAGAGUUCGAUCCAUUGAAUGAAAGUUCUAAUCAUGAUUUAAAAUAUAGAUUAGAUACUAAACCAGAGUUCAAACAAGCAAAGCCAAGAUUAGAAGCAAAUGAUUUCUUACAAUCAAUGACAAGGAAACAUGAAGAUGUAAAGGAAAAAUUACAAGCUUUACAUUUAGAUUUUAAUGAUAGAUUGGCUUCAAUGUACAAAAGACUUAACGAACAGAAGUUACAAUCUGUAAAUACUCCGACAUUUAAAGCAAAGGAUAAUAAGUUAGCAUUGCCUAAAUCUGCAUCUAAAAAAGAAAAAUUCAAUCCAAACUUGAAUUCAAACAAAUUGGCCAAAUUGGAUAACAAUUUUCUUUCCCAGCCCCAAACAUUACAAGAUACAUUUAUGAAGAAAAAGCCAACACCAAAAAGCAAUUCCAUAUCAUCAAAAAACCUUUUAAGGAAUUAUAACAUCAAACCAAAGACAAGCACAGUACCUUUAAUAGAAAGAGAACAUUUUAAUAAAAAUCCAAAUCUUUCCGAAAGACAUAAAAUUGCUACAAACAAGCAAAAAACUUUCAAGCCAAUAAGUAAAGUUAAAAUUUCUUUUACCACCCCUAAGCCUUUAUUAGCUUCUGGUCCGAAAAUAACAAAAGAAGAUCCUAUAAAGAUGCCUUCAAGAUUAUCAGAGAAAGAUAGAACGGCCGAUAUAAACAAUCUGAAAGAUAUUUCAAAAUCAUUACGAUCUAGAUUCCAACCAUUAGGCGAUUCAGAUCAUGCGCCUAGCGAAUUAAUAGAAACGAAGCAAUUAAACGAGGAUUCAACAAAUUCCCAGUUCGGUCCUAUGAGUGUAAACAAUCGACCAAGAUUAAAUAACAAACAAGCCGAUUCUGAAAUAGCUCCCUUGAAAGGAACACAAGAAAUUUCUACUAAUUCUAUACCAAAAAAGACGGAAAGUCCAUUAAUAUCUAAUUUAAGAGAAGCCGUAAAAGCUAAAUUACAAAAUAUUACUAACACACAUACAAAAAUGUCUAAAAAUCCAGUCAAAUCAACGAAUUUAAGAGAAGACGAUGCGAUGGUGUCUCCAUCUAUUGUAAAAACUAGUGUACUAAAUAAUCCUUUGAUAGAAAACACUUCAUACAAAUGCGAUACUUUAGGAAAAAGAUCUUCAAAAGUUAAAGACAAACAAUGCGCCGCUCGUGUUGUUGAUGGUAAAUCAGUAGUUUGCGUUUGUAACGACACGUAUUGUGAUACUAUCACCAGGGAUGUACCUGAUAAAGGAAGUUACGUAUCUUACACGUCUUCUAAGGGUGGUUCGAGAUUUAAGAAGAAAAUCGGAAAACUGCUAAGUAAAAGAUCAAAGAAAUCCAAGUACGAGUAUGAAUUGGAUAGUGGUACGAAAUACCAGACUAUCGAAGGUUUCGGUACGGCGGCGACCGGGUCCGCUGGGUACAAUCUUAACACCUUACCAGCUGCAACUCAGGAUAAUUUGAUCAGGUCUUACUUUAGCGAGGAAGGUUUAGAGUAUAACAUGCUACGUGUACCAAUAGGCGGCAGUGACUUCUCCCUGAUUGAACACGCGUACAACGAUCUACCUGUAGAUGACUGUCGCCUUACUAACUACAGUUUGACUUGUGAAGAUUUGAAUUAUAAGAUACCAGCAAUAAAGAAAAUGAUGGAUGUAGCCAAAUCUCCGAUACAUAUUGUAGCAUCGACCUGGUCUCCUCCAAAAUGGAUGAAAUAUUUCAACGAACGUAGUCCUAACUGCGGAUUCCUUAAAACUGAAUACUUUCAGACGUACGCUGAUUACCAUUUAAAAUUUUUAGAUGAAUAUGCGUCGAGAAGAAUUCCAGUGUGGGCGAUCACUACAACCAAUGAGCCUUCGAUAGCUUCUACCAAUAUUCCAACUACCACCUGUCUCGGAUGGACUGACAAUCAGAUUGGUAAAUGGAUAGUCGAGAAUCUAGGACCGACUAUACGUAACUCUUGUCACAAUGAUACCAAAAUUCUAGCGCUUGAUGACCAUAGAUUUACGAUUGACACGGAUUUCUAUGAUAUAAUUAAAGCCCAUCCUAAAGUGUUGGACUAUAUCGAUGGUUUGGCUCUCCACUGGUACUACGACAAAGACGUACCAGUUCAGACUCUUCAGAAGUUUCAGCAGAAUUACCCAAAUUUAAUUACGAUGUCUACAGAGGCCUGUGAAGGUUAUCAAUCAUACGCAAAGAACAAAGUUGAUCUCGGAUCUUGGGAGAGAGCUGAAAAUUAUAUUAAAGAUAUUCUACAGAAUCUUAAUAAUAAUGUAGUAGGUUGGUUGGAUUGGAACUUCUGCUUGGAUACAAACGGUGGACCUAAUUGUAUGAAUAACUUCGUCGAUUCUCCGAUAAUCGUGGAUUCAAAGAAAAACGAGUUCGUGAAACAGCCGAUGUUCUACGCGAUGGGACACUUCUCAAAGUUCAUUCCGCGAGGUUCGCGAAGAAUCGCUGUGCAAGCGAAUUGUUCUCCUAAAUGUAUCGAUGAAGCGGCGUUCCUAACACCACGGAAUACAAUUGUAUUCGUGGUUUAUAACGACAGCUCCACGGCAACUAAAAUAACUGUAAAGUUUGGCGACCGAGAAAUACCAUUAAAUCUGGACGCCAAAUCAAUUACAACAGUGGAAUUUAAUAAUGAAGAUUGUAAAUGCAAAAGCAACACGACCGCGAUCACAGUUCACGCGAGCUCCAAACCCGUGCAUCUAAAAGUGAAAGCUCCCCGUAUCUCUAUACAAAUAUAAAUUACAUUAAUACUUU